AUGAACCUUGAUGAGGACAGUGGGCUGCCAGUCAGCUGUGGCAAUGGAAAAUUGAGACAGUGGCUGAUUGAUCAGAUUGACAGCAGCAUAUAUUCCGGCCUGGUUUGGGAAAAUGAUGGAAAGAGCAUCUUUAGGAUUCCGUGGAAACAUGCAGGAAAACAAGACUAUAACAGAGACGAGGAUGCCGCGCUCUUCAAGGCAUGGGCCAUGUUUAAGGGGAAAUAUAAGGAGGGAGUGGACAAGCUGGAUCCCCCCACAUGGAAAACCAGACUGCGCUGUGCUCUUAAUAAAAGCAAUGACUUUGAUGAGUUAGUGGAAAGAAGCCAACUGGACAUCUCAGACCCCUAUAAAGUCUACAGAAUCAUCCCAGAAGCUGCCAAAAGAGGAAUGAAGAUGAGUAUGGAGGAGACACCAUCACAUGUAAAUUCCCUGGGCUAUAUUCCUCCAUAUACGUCUUCACAUGAUCAGGUAUCUGGCUAUAUGGUUUCUCAGGAGAGAAGGGACUGGAGAGAUUACUCACCCACAGAACAGCAACCUGUUCCUCCUCCACAUCAGCACGGGCCCCAUGCAGAGCUACAGUACGGUCAGCUCCACUACCCGUCACCGUUCAGCCGGGUUUGGCCCGGGUCAAACAUAGAAAAUGGUUUUCAGCUCUCCCUCCACACCUGCUUUUCAGAGUCCCAACCACCUGUGUAUUCAAUCAACCCAAACAAUGGCAUAACAGAUUUUAGCCUGCAUGUGUCCCUAUACUACAGAGAGUCUUUGGUGAAGGAGGUCACCACCACCAGCCCAGAAGGUUGUCGGAUCACUUCUCAUUCCUCCUCCUCUCCAUCCUCUUCAUCCUCUUCAUCCUCCUCUUCCCCACGCCUAGAGGACAAGCUUCACAGCGGCGCAGAAAUCAUCCUUUUUCCUUUCCCGUACCCUGAGUCUCAGAGGCAGGGUGCUGACAUGCUUCCUAAUGUCCUGGAGAGGGGGGUGCUUCUGUGGAUGACACCUGAUGGGUUAUAUGCUAAGCGCCUCUGCCAGGGACGGGUUUACUGGGAUGGACCUCUGGCUCCUUAUAUGGAUAAACCCAACAAGCUGGAGAAGGAGCAGCCAUGCAAACUGUUUGACACCCAGCAAUUCCUGAUUGAGCUUCAAGAGUUUGCCCAUAAUGGCCGACAUUUACCGAGGCACCAGGUGGCGCUAUGUUUUGGAGACGAGUACCCCGACCCACAGCGCACGAGAAAGAUGAUCACAGCACAGGUGGAGCCAGUGUUUGCCAGAAAGCUGGUGUACUAUUACCAGCAGAACAAUGGCCACUACCUGCGGGCUCUUGAUCACAUCCAGGACCAGAACACAUCCACAACAAACGACUAUCCUCCCCUGAGACCACUUCAGCAUAUUCAGGAGUGACAAGCACACACACACACACACACACACACACAUACACACACAUAUGUGUGAGCGUGUACUAUAAAUGAUUGAAGCUGUCAUGGAACUGAGAAGUGAAGAUGGGGAAGACGCCGCUGUUUUCACUUUUUCACCUAUACAUCGUAUUCUCUGUGUCUGUGACUGUGGA
Messenger RNA from Pseudoliparis swirei, 1561 nucleotides. It is a transcript of the gene irf4a, whose product is annotated as interferon regulatory factor 4a. Bases 1 to 1395 code for a protein of 464 amino acids. The transcript has 8 exons. Gene Ontology annotation, biological process: regulation of transcription by RNA polymerase II; immune system process; proteolysis. Gene Ontology annotation, molecular function: protein binding; RNA polymerase II cis-regulatory region sequence-specific DNA binding; metallocarboxypeptidase activity. Gene Ontology annotation, cellular component: nucleus. NCBI's taxonomy places the organism in Eukaryota, Metazoa, Chordata, Actinopteri, Perciformes, Liparidae. The record is from RefSeq and is a predicted model, not a curated record.